AUGCUUGACCCCGGCUCAAUCAUCGCCCUCACACAAAUCACCUACGAAGGCGCCAAACGAGCAGUCGACCUAGUCCUCACAGCGAUACACUUCCCGAAAGAGUGUGAGGAGUUAUUCGUGCAGCUCAAGCUCGAGCAGUUCCGUCUGCAGUGCUGGGGUCGAAGUGCGGGGUUGGAGCAAGGCAGACUCAUCGAAGCUCUACACCCAAUCUUCCCAGAGAUACGAAAUGCGCUCGACUGCAUAAGCGCACUUUUCCAGGACCUGAACAAGUUACAAGCCAAAUUCGGUAUCGUGUCGACGUCUGUGGAGGAUGUAGGCCGGAGGCAAAAGGAAUUAGCCUACAAGUGGAAUGAAGAACUUCAUAAGCAAGGCCUGGCACUUUCUGGGAAACAGGUGGAGGAUGGGGCGCCGUCUUUGAUCUCGAAGGAACAGAGGGCUUUCUUCCCGGCUGGGACAUUCAAGGUCACCUUGCCAGGUCGACUACGAUGGGCGUUGGGAAACAAGUCUAAGUUCCGCGACUGCGUGGCUGAGCUGGAGAGGUACACCAACAAACUGAACCAACUUCUACCAGAGCGCCAGAGUCUUCAGUACAAACAAGACUGGACAAGAGUCAACAUCAUAAUCGUCGGGAAGGCCGAUGAUGAGAACACUGUCUCCCUCCUACGAGAUGCCCUCGAGGGAAGUCCCGCCAUGGAAUCAUCACUCCGCGGGCUGGUGGACAGGAAGUCAGUUGCUGCAGCUCCGAGUACGACAAAUUUCUUCCGCGGCAACCCCCAGCUAAAUAUGAGUGAUUUUGCUAUGCGAUCGGGAACGCUAGAUAGGGACAGAUUCGUCUCCACAAGGAAGGCGACUGGCGAACUGGUUAUGUUCGAGAAGAAGUCAUGGGAUGACGAGCGGUCCAUGGCCAACCGCUCAAAGCUGCAAAUGCGCCUGAGCCGCCUUGUUGCCAUGCUUCGGCCAGGCAGAAGCGACUGCAUCCUAAAAGCCAUCGGCUUUGCUGAAGAUGAAGUUAACAAAUGCUGGUGGAUCGUAUAUGGGGUGCCUUCAUUCAUAUCAUCUAGCCUUAACCUUCGAGUCAUGACUCUUCACGAGCGGUUAGGCCGUGAAUCCUUCCAUCUGGCUCCCCUCGAAGUCCGGACUAAAAUCGCCUUCUCCCUUGCCUCAGCGUACUCAGAACUAUUCAGCAGUGGCUGGGUACAUAAGGCUAUCAGCAGUCACAGUAUCGUGUAUUUUGGUCCUCGUACUGAUCUGCUUCGUCCUUCCGUCGUUGGUUUCGAGUUCUCCCGUCAGGAUACUGAAGAGUCCAAUAUCGAUGCCGCCAAGACGUCAGCACAGGUUGAACGAAGCACUUAUCGGCAUCCUGAUUACAUCGGUAGUGAGGCAAAGAGAUACAUGACACAAUAUGAUAUUUACUCAUUCGGGCUGGUGUUGAUAGAGAUUGCAUUCUGGCAGCCACUAAAGGAUGUCUGUCCGUAUGCCAAAGGCGACACAUUCGGGGAAGAAGAGGCAAAGAAUGUACAGAAGUGGGCAGCUCAAGUUGCAGACACGCAAUUUGCAUUUAGAGUUGGGACUGCGUAUGCCAAUGCUGUGAGCUGGUGUCUGAAGAGCGCUGCGAGAGUCAGCAAAGAUCAGGAGGAUUGGCAUCCGGCGUUGGCGUUCAAUGAUCAUGUUGUUGUCCCCCUUUCUGAAACCUAA
This is a messenger RNA of Fusarium musae, 1695 nucleotides long. RefSeq lists its product as uncharacterized. Gene Ontology annotation, biological process: protein phosphorylation. The coding region runs from base 1 to 1695 and encodes 564 amino acids. The record is from RefSeq and is a predicted model, not a curated record. Gene Ontology annotation, molecular function: protein kinase activity; ATP binding. The transcript has a single exon. Lineage: Eukaryota; Fungi; Ascomycota; Sordariomycetes; Hypocreales; Nectriaceae.